GCCCAUCCCACCGUGUCCAUCUCGCUGGUGCCCUCGAGCUCCCAGCCCAGCCCCGGCCGCCUGCUCUGCUCCGUGAUGGAUUUCUACCCUGCCCACAUCCAGCUGAGGUGGUUCCAGGGCCAGCAGGAGCUCUCUGUGCUGGCCACCGAUGUGGUUCCCAGUGGGGACUGGAGCCACCAGCUGCUGGUGCUGCUGGAAACUGCCCCCAGUGGGGUCACCUGCAGCUGCCAGGUGGAGCACGUCAAGAUGCCACUGGACACCACCCACAGCGAGAUGCUGACUGGGAUUGGGGGCUCCGUGUUGGGCUUCAUGUUCCUGGCACUGGGGCUCAGCUUCUACCUGUGCAAAAAGAGCUCCUGA
Molecule: messenger RNA, 360 nt
Organism: Passer domesticus (house sparrow)
Lineage: Eukaryota; Metazoa; Chordata; Aves; Passeriformes; Passeridae
Product: class II histocompatibility antigen, B-L beta chain-like
Source: RefSeq, a predicted model, not a curated record